AUGAGCAUUACUGACCACACAAGAAAAAUUCUUCUUAGGGAAGGUAAGGGAGUGAACAGCAAGAAGAGGACUGAGCUUGAUCUCGUUGGCCUCCAUUCUGAGUUGAUGCGUGGCAUAGAUUCUACAAACAUACAUGGUCGGCCAUUUGCAACCAGCAUCGUCGCCUCCGAAGGGAACAACUAUGGCAACUUCUUCCAAGACGACCAACUUUUCUACUCGGGUGUUGGAGAGGACCAGACCACAUUGGUCAACGGUAACUUAGCUCUGGUCAAUAGCAUGAGGCAAAAACAACCAGUUAGAGUGAUCCGUGGCCAUAAGAACUUGGACCAUAGGGAGAGAGCGAAACGAUAUGUGUAUUUAGGGCUGUACAUGGUUGAAGCUUUUUGGAAGGAGAAAAGAGCUGAAGGUAAAAGUUUCUUCCAGAUUAGACUUCGCAGAGCUUGA
Microthlaspi erraticum is the source of this 444-nucleotide messenger RNA. NCBI's taxonomy places the organism in Eukaryota, Viridiplantae, Streptophyta, Magnoliopsida, Brassicales, Brassicaceae. The record is from the annotation of a GenBank genome assembly.